GAACCAUUGGCAGCCAUGCUGGUUCUCUUUUAACUCUUGGUUCUUAUUCGAGUCUGACACAAGGAUGAGAGUGAGUGCAAUUCUGGCUUGAAAGCAGGUUGGAAAUGGUCCUGCUUGUUCCUCUCUUCUGAUGUAAAACAUGACAUGUAACAAAACAAACCAAGUUGGAUUUGUUGGUACCGCUGAAUCAUUCAAAAUUAACCUGCUCCUUAGUCCUCACGUGCCUUCUUAAGAUAGAACUUGAUCCAGUUUUUGUAUUGGUAAACAAUAAGUUUCAAGUGAUACUUCAACCCAAUGGAAAGAAGAGCGGAUGUAACUCUCUUUUGUUUGGUUUCGUUCUUCAUGUGGAGUUCAGUGGCUGGUUUGCUUUCUCCUAAAGGUGUUAACUACGAAGUUCAAGCUCUGAUGAGCAUUAAGUACUCUCUGGCGGAUCCUCAUUCUGUCUUAAAUAACUGGGAUGCUGAUGCUGUGGAUCCUUGCAGUUGGGCUAUGGUCACUUGUUCUUCUGAUCAUUUUGUGAUUGCCCUUGGGAUUCCUAGCCAGAAUAUAUCUGGUACACUCUCAUCAAGUAUAGGAAACUUGACAAAUCUUCAGACUGUGCUCUUGCAGGAUAAUAAUAUAACAGGACCAAUACCCUCUGAGAUUGGAAGGCUCCAAAAGCUUCAAACUCUUGAUCUUUCUGACAAUUUCUUCAUUGAUCAACUUCCAGAUUCUCUUUCCCACAUGAAGGGUCUCCAUUAUUUGCGGCUAAACAAUAACAGUCUCUCUGGACCAAUUCCUUCCUCUUUGGCUAAUAUGACUCAGCUUGCCUUUCUGGAUAUCUCUUAUAAUAACUUGAGCGGCCCUGUACCUACAUUAAAUGCAAAAACAUUCAAUAUCGUCGGCAAUCCUCAGAUAUGUGCCACUGGAGUUGAGCAGAAGUGCUUCAGAACAGCAUCAAUUCCCUCUACUACGAAUAAUUCUCAAGAUUCACAAUCCUCCAAUAGGCCAAAAAGUCACAAAGUUGCCUUGGCAUUUGCUUCAAGCUUAAGCUGCAUCUGCUUACUAAUUCUGGGGCUUGGCUUCCUCUUAUGGUGGAGACAAAGAUAUAGCAAGCAAAUAUUCUUUGAUGUUAAUGAACAAAACCGCGAAGAGGUUUGCCUUGGAAACCUCAAGAAGUUCCAUUUCAGAGAGCUUCAGCUUGCUACAAAUAACUUCAGCAGCAAGAACUUGAUUGGAAAAGGUGGUUUUGGAAAUGUCUACAAAGGCUAUCUGUCUGAUGGCACAGUUAUAGCAGUAAAAAGGCUUAAAGAUGGUAAUGCCAUUGGAGGUGAGAUCCAAUUCCAGACUGAAGUUGAGAUGAUCAGCUUAGCCGUCCAUCGGAAUCUUCUUCGCCUCUACGGGUUCUGUAUGACAGUUACUGAGAGGCUCUUGGUUUAUCCCUACAUGUCAAAUGGUAGUGUUGCUUCCCGUUUAAAAGCCAAACCAGCUCUGGACUGGGCUACAAGGAAGAGGAUAGCUUUAGGAGCUGCAAGAGGCUUGCUAUAUUUGCAUGAACAGUGUGACCCAAAGAUUAUUCAUAGAGAUGUGAAGGCUGCAAAUAUCUUGCUUGAUGAUUAUUGUGAGGCUGUGGUAGGAGAUUUUGGGUUGGCAAAGCUGUUAGACCACAGGGAUUCACAUGUGACAACAGCAGUUAGAGGCACUGUGGGACACAUAGCUCCGGAGUAUCUUUCAACAGGCCAAUCGUCAGAGAAAACAGAUGUGUUUGGGUUUGGAAUUCUUCUUCUUGAAUUGAUAUCUGGCCUAAGAGCUCUUGAAUUUGGGAAAGCAGCAAACCAAAAAGGAGCUAUGCUUGAUUGGGUGAAGAAAAUCCAUCAAGAGAAGAAAAUAGACUUGUUAGUUGACAAGGACCUAAAGAACAACUAUGAUAGGAUUGAGCUUGAUGAGAUAGUUCAAGUGGCUCUUUUAUGCACUCAAUACCUUCCAAGUCACAGACCAAAGAUGUCUGAAGUAGUUAGAAUGCUUGAAGGAGAUGGGCUUGCAGAGAAAUGGGAAGCCUCACAAAGAGCUGAAUCCACAAGAAGUAGAGGAAAUGAACUCUCCUCUUCAGAACGCUAUUCUGAUCUCACUGAUGACUCUUCAUUACUUGCACAAGCAAUGGAACUUUCUGGACCAAGAUGACAUUCAAUUUAAGUUGAGCAGUGGAAGAAAAAAAUGAUGUUAAUUCAAAUGCAUGUCCUUGAGUUUAAGUUCAAGUGAAUUUGCUGUAUAUUAGUUAGCUUCAAAGUAGCACCUCAAAGAGAUAUGCUAGUACUUUCUGACUGUAUAGAAUCUGAUUGGAGUGGAGACAUUGACAUAUAGAUCAAGUGUUGUGUGUUUUUCUUAAUUUCUGGGGCGAAGAUUUUUGUGGGAAAUUUCCUUCUGGCUCCUUCAAUUUGUUAGAAGAAUAAUGUUCAUAAAAUAGAGUGUACUUAUAACUGUUAAUAAUAGUAUUUUGAGAUCUUGGAGUUU
Molecule: messenger RNA, 2490 nt
Organism: Abrus precatorius (Indian licorice)
Lineage: Eukaryota; Viridiplantae; Streptophyta; Magnoliopsida; Fabales; Fabaceae
Product: protein NSP-INTERACTING KINASE 2
Exons: 11
Coding region: 295-2160 (621 amino acids)
Biological process (GO): protein phosphorylation
Molecular function (GO): protein kinase activity; ATP binding; protein binding
Source: RefSeq, a predicted model, not a curated record